Messenger RNA from Cuscuta campestris, 1642 nucleotides. Lineage: Eukaryota; Viridiplantae; Streptophyta; Magnoliopsida; Solanales; Convolvulaceae. The record is from the annotation of a GenBank genome assembly.
CUAAGGUGUUCUACCGUGCAUGCAUGAUUUCGAAUCGAAGGUCACAUGAUUUCCCUUGUCACAUAAUUUACUUAUGCUCAAGAGGUUGUGUUUAAGAACUUUAACAAGCAAGACAUUAUCUAUAGAGGAGUCAUUGGAUUUACCUACCGAACCAAUGCCGAUGAUUUUUCCUUUUCUAUUGUCUCUCAAGAUGGCGUUCCCUCCUUUAGUGGGUUUAAUUUGAAGGAACUUGGAUGCAUCCCCGGUCAUGUGCUUGGAGCAUCCGCUAUCAAGUAAGCCUUAUAGAGUCUUCAACAAAUGCACCUUAACCGUUGAGGAAUCUCCUCAUGUUGUCUUUGUCGAAGAUGAUGCUCGCUUGGCGAGAAAGGUUUCUUGUGAUGAUCUUGUAGAUUCGUUGGAAAACAUCUAUCUCAACGACAAUGACGAAGGAAACAAUUCAAAGGAGGCACAAGAUGAAGAAGAAGAGCCACCUAUGGACGAGGAACAACCACGAGAGGAAGAAACGCCAAUGCCAAGGGCAUGGAGGACUUCAAAAGACCAUCCUCUUGACAAGGUUUUAGAGAAGAGGCAUUUUGCGACUUCGAUCAUCGAUGGUGCCCUAGUUUCCAACAAUGGGAUGGCCGAAACUGUGCUACUCGUUACCAUCAACGAGUCUAUGAACUGGAAGGGAGGUACACUGGAAAAGGAUUACACCACUGUAGAAGAUCCACCACAAAUCGAGAGGACGAUGGAGAACGGCAAAUCGGGAAAACGCAGAAACAUUGAGAUUCAAUGAUCGAUACUUCUUUCAGAAUCCAAUAAAAAAGGUUUGAUUUUCAAUUCUAAGAUUUCUGAGAGGGCGAGGUGGAGAAACUUUAGAUUUUGGCUAAAUCCUUGUCUGGUUUAGUGGCUUAGUUCUUGUUUUGAAUUUCUAAUUCGAAAUUCAUCUAUUACCCUUUGAAACCAGAGCUAUAAAGAUGGUAAUCGAUCUUUCAAUUUCAAUUUAGACUCAAAUGCUUCAUGUUUCUUUUUUCCUCAAGAUUGUUAAGAAGAAUGUUAAUGGUUAUACUACUAUAGGUUUGGCUUUAGGUUUUUCAUAGCUCAUUUUAACAAGACAUGCCAUUUGAAUAAGAACUGUAAGGCUAAACCAUCAAGUGAACUGACUGCAGUUGGUGUUGGUAAAGCCCCUGGGGUCACAGAAACUGACCUCAAUCAGUCUUCUUUUAGAGUUGAGGUACCUUUGAGCAUUGAAGGAGUGGCUGAAGAUCCUAAGUUAUGUAAUUCAGGCUCAGGGUACCUUGAUCACAUUUGUCACAACUCUUUGACAGACAAAGUGAAUUCAUUGGCUAGCCCAUAUAUUUUUAACCGUUUUUGUUAGGUCGUUACAUUGUCCACUUGAUUGCUAGAAAAUUACACCCUUAGCAACGUGCGUUGGAUAGGAAACACUUAAAAAUUCAGGAGAACAGAGGCAAGGAACUUGGGUUUUUUUACCUUUGCUAUUAGAGGAACUUCUUACAAUUUCCGUCAUAUUUUGCUCAAAUGUUAUGCUAACUUAUAUUUCUACAGGUUUCAUAGGAGGUAAUCCAUCUGACACGAACUCAAGUGGCAUAAUUGAUUUAAUAUUUAUUUGUGCAAUUUGCAUCCAAGUUAAGGUAGUCUCAUG